AUGAUAAAGGAAAACAAUAAAAGGAUUAUUGAAAGUGAAAAUAUCAUCAAUAAUACUGAAAUUAAGCCAGUUUUAUCAAAUGUAGACAUUGCAUUAACUAUCAUAUCAGUACCAAGAAACAGACAUAAAAUAGAGGAUACCUAUAGACCGAAAUAUUUAUCUCAAGUUGUUGGUAAACUAUUAUCUUUACUAAAAACUCAAAAUACACUCAAAUCAUAUGCAAUAUUUCUAUGCAAUGUGCAUAAUGAUCCAGAUACUUUUGAUGAAAUCAAGCCUCUUGUGAAAAGGUUUACAACAUUUCAAAGAUAUACAACUAAAACGUAUGUUUCAGAUGGUAAAUUUGAGAAGGAAAAACAGGACUAUGUUUACUGUAUGAAUGAAACACUGCACAGAAAUGUUAGUUAUGUAUUUUUAAUAGAAGAUGAUGCUUAUCCACAUGCUGAUCUGUUUUCAGUGUUAGAAGAUGUUAUAACUAAGCGAAUUGAAAAUAAGUUUUCCAAUCCAUGGAUACCAAAAAGGAAUGUAACGUUUAUCAAAUUUUACCACGUUCCAUAUGUUUUGGGUUUUUGUAGUUAUGAAAUAGAACGGGUGCCUGAACUUUUAAGUGUAAGUUUAUUUUUUGGAACAUUACUAUGUAAAGUCUAUCUCUAUUUUGUAAAAAAGAAGCAUUUGAAAGUGAGUUAUUUAUGGAUAUUAUGUAUAUUAUAUGCAAGUCUAGUUGCCAUGUGUAUCAGUAGACAACAUUUAUUAGAAUUACGAAGACUAUCCAAAGAAUUUUACCUAGUUACUCCAACUCCUUCUUGUUGUACACCAGCUAUGCUUUAUACACAGUAUGGUGCAAACCUAGUGAUAAACAAAAUGAGUAAAGCAAGAUGUAAAAAUGGAUAUGGAAAAGACUCAUUAUUAGAUGAUAUUCGUCGUAAAAAUAGGCUUACAGCAUUAAUGGUACAACCUAAUUUAUUUCAACAUAUUGGUAUUUACUCUUCCUUACGUUAUAGUGUCAAUCUAGAUUCUAUUCUAUGA
Lottia gigantea (owl limpet) is the source of this 1023-nucleotide messenger RNA. RefSeq lists its product as hypothetical. Gene Ontology annotation, molecular function: glycosyltransferase activity. The transcript has a single exon. The coding region runs from base 1 to 1023 and encodes 340 amino acids. The record is from RefSeq and is a predicted model, not a curated record. Gene Ontology annotation, biological process: GPI anchor biosynthetic process. Lineage: Eukaryota; Metazoa; Mollusca; Gastropoda; Lottiidae. Gene Ontology annotation, cellular component: Golgi membrane.